Molecule: messenger RNA, 1462 nt
Organism: Castor canadensis (American beaver)
Lineage: Eukaryota; Metazoa; Chordata; Mammalia; Rodentia; Castoridae
Source: RefSeq, a predicted model, not a curated record
AUGGAAGGCCGUGUCCAGCGCAGGUGGGCCCCGCAGCCAGGGGCCACGAUCGACCUUGCUUUGCAGGACCUAGGCGCCACCACCAUCCUGGGGCCGUACUGCACGAGACCUCCCGGGGCCAUGCUGGUCCUGUGGCAGCUGGAGGGCCACACGGGGGUCAGGGUGGAGGACAUCAGGGGCUUUGCGUGGAGUGUGAGUGCCCGGGGGCUGGAGAAAGCCCAACAGCAGCUCCAGGAGGAGGUCCGGCAGGUCAGCGGCCAGCUGCUGGAGGAGAGGAAGAAGCGAGAGACCCACGAGGCGCUGGCUCGAAGACUCCAGAAGCGUGUUUUGCUGCUGACCAAGGAGCGGGACGGCAUGCGCGCCAUCCUGGGGUCCUACGACAGCGAGCUGACGCAGGCGGAGUACUCUCCUCAGCUGACACGCCGCCUGCGGGAAGCCGAGGACAUGGUGCAGAAGGUGCACGCUCACAGCACGGAGAUGGAGGCUCAGCUGUCCCAGGCUCUAGAGGAGCUUGGAGGCCAGAAGCAGAGAGCCGACACGCUGGAGAUGGAGCUGAAGAUGCUGAAGUCCCAGCCGAGCUGCGCCGAGCCCAGCUUUCCGUUCUGCAGGGAGGAGGUGGACUCGCUCAGGUUGAAGGUGGAGGAGCUGGAGCGGGAGCGGAGCCGCCUGGAGCAGGAGAACACGACGCUGGAGAUGCAGCUGGAGAGGCGCGCCCUGCAGGGCGACUAUGACCAGAGCAAGACGAAAGUGUUACACAUGACCUUGAACCCCACCAGCGUGGCCAAGCAGCGCCAGCGGGAGGAGCGCGACCGUCUGCAGGAGGAGUGCGAGCGGCUGCGGGGUCUCCUGCUCACCCUGGAAAGGAGCAGCUCCGUCCCCACUGACCUGGAGGCCGUCGCCGGCCUGCCCUCGUCCAAGGAGGUGGCAGAGCUGCGGAAGCAGGUGGAGAGUGCGGAGCUCAAGAACCAGCGGCUCAAGGAGGUCUUCCAGAGCAAGAUCCAGGAGUUCCGUAAGGCCUGCUACACGCUCACGGGCUACCAGGUGGACGUGACCACAGAGGGCCAGUACCGGCUCACCUCGCAGUACGCCGAGCACAAGGCCGACUGCCUCGUCUUCAAGGCCACAGGCCCCUCGGGCUCCAAGAUGCAGCUGCUGGAGACGGAGUUCUCACGCUCGGUGCCCGAGCUCAUCGAGCUGCACCUGCUGCAGCAGGACAGCAUCCCGGCCUUCCUCAGCUCCCUGACGCUCGAGCUCUUCAGCCGCCAGACCACAGCCUAGCCACGGCCACCGCCUCGCUGUGCUCCUCCAUCCGUCCCCGUCUCCCCCUUCGUCCUGCUCUGGGAGCUGCCUCCCCGCCCUGCCCCGAGGCAUGGCCACCCAGCUGUCCCCACCUGUCCUGGGGCAGUGGGUGGGGGGGUGGCACUGUGGACAGGAGUCUGAGGUCGUCACCCUAUGAAAUAAA